AUGUCUCCAAAAGAGAAGAAACGAAAGCUAAGAUCAUCUGAAAUCGGAAGUCCCUCUCUUCCAAAGAUUGAUGUAAAGAAGAAGAAGAAGAAGGUUAGCAAAUCACUAAUAACCACAAGUCCCUCUCACUCAGAGAAGGAUCUUGUAAUCCCAAGUCCCUCGUUAAUCUCAAAGGUUAAUGUGGGAAUAGCGAUGUCGAAGCAAAAUGACGUCGCUAUGUUUCUUACGGAGAAAGUGAUCUCUGCCGUAGCCACAAACUCAAACUUCGUCUUCUCUCCCACAUCAAUCAACUCCGUUCUCACCAUGGUCGCUGCUAGCUCUAAAGACGAAACACUAAGAUCCUCCAUCGUGUCUUUCCUUAGGUCUUAUUCAAUCGAUGAGCUCAACGCUGUUUUCAGCGAGGUCGCUGCCAACGUCCUCGUUGAUGGAAGCACAAGCGGUGGCCCUAAGAUCGCGGCCGUUAAUGGAGUUUGGAUGGAGCAAUCUCUUGUUGUUGAUCCCUUGUUGAAGGAUCUCUUUGAGAAUUUCUUCAAGGCUAGUUUCUCACUAGUUGAUUUCCAAUUCAAGGCCGAAGAAGUGCGUGAGGAGGUUAAUGCUUGGGCUUCAAAGCACACUAAUGGCCUCAUCAAAAAUAUUCUUCCACCUAGAUCCGUUACAAGGGACACCCACUCUGUUUAUGGAAACGCAUUGUACUUCAAAGGAACCUGGGAGCAAAAAUUCCCAAAGUUUUUGACAAGAGACAAAAAGUUUCACCUUCUCAGUGGCACAUCAGUCUCUGUGCCUUUCAUGAGUAACAAAAGUACGAGGCAAUACAUUGAGAAGUACAACGGUUUCAAGGUCCUUAAGCUGCCAUUUCGACAAAGCGGUGACAUCACUCGCCAAUUCUCAAUGUAUUUCUAUCUACCGGACGCCAAGGAUGGAUUGACUCCUCUGGUGAAGAAGAUGGCAUCUUGUACUCGUGGUUUCUUGGAUUUACACACUCCAACAAAACAAGUUCAAGUUGGUCAGUUCAGAAUCCCAAAGUUUAAGAUAGAUUUCGGGUUUGAGGCUUCAAGUGCUUUGAAUGGAUUGGAUCUUGUUUCGGUUUCAUUGUACCAUAAAGCCUUGGUCGAAGUCGAUGAAGAUGGUGCCUUAGGUGCUGCUGUUACAGUUGUAUCAUGUGGUGGUGGUGGUAGAGGCCAAAACACUAGGAAGAUAGAUUUUGUGGCUGAUCAUCCAUUCCUUUUUAUGAUUAGAGAAGACAAAACUGGAACCGUUUUGUUCGUUGGUCAGAUGUUUGAUCCUUCUAAAUCUUCUUCUGCUUAG
This is a messenger RNA of Eruca vesicaria subsp. sativa (arugula), 1305 nucleotides long. The record is from the annotation of a GenBank genome assembly. Lineage: Eukaryota; Viridiplantae; Streptophyta; Magnoliopsida; Brassicales; Brassicaceae.